This is a messenger RNA of Uranotaenia lowii, 5321 nucleotides long. RefSeq names its product ATP-binding cassette subfamily C member 4-like. The record is from RefSeq and is a predicted model, not a curated record. Gene Ontology annotation, molecular function: ABC-type transporter activity; ATP binding; ATP hydrolysis activity. Gene Ontology annotation, biological process: transmembrane transport. The transcript is spliced from 14 exons. Gene Ontology annotation, cellular component: membrane. NCBI's taxonomy places the organism in Eukaryota, Metazoa, Arthropoda, Insecta, Diptera, Culicidae. Bases 809 to 5251 code for a protein of 1480 amino acids.
UACACAAAGCGGUGGUUAGUUGCGAUUAAUAAUCGAAGGCGAUUCCGCGUGUUUUCCGCGAGUACGAGGUACGGGGAUAAGUGUUUGUCCGCGUGGCGACAGGAAUCUGCGCGUAAUCUCAAUCAACAAACCCUCAAACACCGAAAGUGUCUCGUUAUCAUUUACGGUUUAUCUCGAGUCAGUUGCUGCAUCGGGGCGUUUUAAGGGAACCUUAAAUCUAUUGGCUCGUCAGAGCUGGACAGGAUUGUUAUCAACUUAUUACAGCCAGACGGAACCAGUGAGACUAUUUAAUCAUAAGAUAGUAACCAGUGUCAGUCUCAGAAGAUUGAAAAGUGCAUCGUUCCCUCUCUACCAAAAAAAAAAAAACACACAAAAGUUGUUGUUCCAAAACACAAACUUUCAAGAUUAAUUGACUAAAUUGAUAGCAGCACGAGUGAUGAAACGCUUUCCAAUUAAGAUCAAUAGAACUGCUAUACAAAGUUAAUUGUCGUGCCGUUUGUCGUUUGAUUUCGAAAGUUUUUACGAGUGUUGAAAUAUUUCCAAAUUUGAAUAACCAAACUGCAAGUUCGGCACUAGUUCGCGGAAACAUUUGUUCGUGUCCAGAAAAUAAGUGAUCGAGGGAUGUCGUUUGUGAUCUAACGACUUUAAAAAAAAACGCCAGUUUUGCCGGCUUAUCAAUUGUUUGAACCGUGUGAAGGUUAGAGAGCCGGUGAUAGUGAGGGCAAAUUCAGGUGCAACCAUCAUGUUUUGAAAAAGUUUUCCAUUUGUUGACAAUCCACAUAAAAUUGCCUGAAACGGACCAACAAUUAUGAACCCAACGAAAUACUCCAAAGAUCCCAGCAUCCACCAGAUGCGCCGGGAGGAAAAUCCGGUCAUCAAGGCGGGCUCAAUCUCACGCUACACCUUCUGGUGGCUGAAACCCCUGUUCCGGACCGGUCUCGAGCGUCCGAUCGAAGAGUCCGACAUCUACGAGACCCUAUCGGGGCACCAGAGCGAGCAGCUGAGCUAUCAGUUCGAAGACCGGUGGCGAUUGGAGCUAAAGAAGGACCGCCCUAGCUUUCUGAGGGUGAUCCUCGGAAUUUAUGGAAGUACAAUCCUACUCAAUGGGUUGAUCUACACAUCGGUGGAUUCGUUUGCCAGAAUAUUCCAGCCGCUCUGCCUCGGUGGGUUGGUGUCUUACUUUGCUCCAGGUCAAACGACGAUCAGCCGAGAGGAGGCGUUCUACUACGCCACUGGAAUUGUUCUUUGUUCCUUGAUUCCGGUGGCCAUUUUCCAUCAUUUUAUUCUGUAUAUUUUCCAAAUCGGGAUGAAAAUUCGAGUAGCAUGUUGUUCGCUGUUAUAUAAGAAGGCCCUGCGCAUCACCAAGGCGGCCGGAACGGACGGCCUCAUCGGGCAGGUGAUUAAUUUGAUGUCAAACGAUGUGGCGAAGUUUGAUACCGCAACCAGCUUCCUGCACGACAUCUGGAAGGGUCCAAUCGAAAUGGCCGUGCUGGGCUAUUUCAUCUACCGGGAAAUCGGACUGCCCGGCUUGAUUGGCAUCGUGUUCCUGCUGAGCUUCAUCCCGCUGCAAGCCUGGGUCGGAAAGAAGGCAGCCAGCUACCGGAUAAAGACGGCGACCCGAACCGAUCGGCGGGUUCGGUUCAUGAACGAAAUCAUCCAGGGAAUCCAGGUGAUCAAGAUGUAUGCCUGGGAGGACAGCUUCCGGCGGAUGGUGGAUGGGAUCCGAAAGCUCGAAGUUCGCGGCAUCCGGGGUACGCUUUUCAUCCGGGCCGGGCUGCUCUCGUUCAAUUUGGUUUCGCGAGUGUCGAUUUUUCUGAGCCUGGUUGGGUACUGUUACUCCGGGAAUGUCUUUACGGCCAAGCAGGUGUUCAUCGUGACGUCGUACUUCAAUCUGCUGUACAGUUCGAUGCUGCACUUUUGGCCCCUGGCGUUGACUUCGGUGGCCGAAGGGCUGGUUUCGAUCAGACGAGUUCAGGAGUUCUUGCUGCUACCGGAGCGGAAGUUUUCGGAAAGAAUCGAAGCUGGUUUGGGUGAAAAUGGCGCCAUGAAUGGGGUCGAAACUAAACUCAUGAACAAUGGGAAGUCCGUGAAUGGAGAUGGAAUGGUUAUGAGCGGUGUUUUUGCUCCAAAAGCCAGAAGUAAACGCUUCGUCAAUAAGAAGUCGUUUGCCGGGAGAGGCGUUUUUAUGAGAAAAGGUACUGCUUCGUGGAAUAAAGAUAUUUGUGGGGAUCACAUCGAAGUCGUGGGAAUCGAAGCGGUUUCUCUAACGGUGGAAAAAUCCAGCUUCUGUGCCGUUGUCGGUCCGGUGGGAAGUGGAAAGUCUACCCUGCUUCAGGUGAUUCUCGGAGAGCUGGAGCUGGACGAGGGUCGAUUGGACAUCAGUGGCGACAUCAGCUACGCUCCCCAAGAGCCCUGGCUUUUCGAAGGUUCUGUGAAGAAUAACAUUGUCUUCGUCGAGGACUAUCACGAGAAACGGUACCGGGAGGUGGUGCGGGUUUGUGCCUUGGAAAGGGACUUUCAGCUGCUUCCUGAAGGCGAUGGAACAAUAGUUGGGGAAAGAGGGAUCAGCUUGAGUGGCGGCCAGAGGGCUCGCAUCAGUUUGGCCAGGGCAAUCUACCGGAAAGCGGACAUUUAUCUGCUGGAUGAUCCACUUUCGGCUGUCGAUACUCAUGUUGGGAAACUGAUCUUUGAACAGUGUAUUCAGGAAUAUCUCAAAGAUAAAAUUUGCAUUUUGGUGACUCAUCAGCUGCAGUAUCUCAAAGAGGUGGAACAUGUGGUGCUGAUGAAUGCCGGCCGAGUUGAGGCCCAAGGGUCGUAUCGAAGCUUGGAGGCGGACAACUGCUACUCGAUGCUGGCAUCGUUGGUGGAAGAGCAGCAAAAGGCGGCCGAAGAAGAGCUCCAGGAACAACAGAGUCGACUUUUCGCCGAUGGAAUGAGGGACGAUGGUUUAGGGAAGCCUCCAACCACGAACAACAAUGGAUCGGCCAAUGCGGCAGGAACUGGCGUCACCGGUGGAAGUGGCAGUCUCCCACGGAUUCUGAUCGAAAAGCCAUCGGCCCCGUCAUCGCCAAACAAAACCACCCCUGCUUCUGGAGCCGCCCAUCGGAUGACAAACUCCCACUCCCAGUCCCUCUAUCAACCGUCGCCCUUUUCCUCCAGCAGUAUGGUAUUCGAUGGCUUCGAGGACGAUGACGACACGGCUGGGUCUGGCCGGCGGCGCCGGAAACCCAAACGUCACUCCGGGAAAACCGAUGAUGGCGACGAUGACGACGACGACGGACGGAAAGUCAAAACCCCCCUUGCAGCAGAAACGGGCAAUCAUCGGGAGGCUCAGAUUACCGGCACCGUUGGCUUUGCGGUGUAUCGGAGCUACUUCCAGGCCGUGGAGAGCAUGGCGCUGGUGGUUCUGGUGGUGGUACUCUUCCUUUUGGCGCAGGCCACGAUGAGUGGAAUCGAUUACUUCAUCUCCCAGUGGGUGAACCACGAAGAAUUCCUGAGCCAAAACCACACAGCAAGAAACGAGAGCGCCGUGAACGGUAACGAAAGUUCCACGCCGGAUGUAUCAAUCCGAUCUAGAUCGCUCGAGGGAACCAUUUUCGCAGCCCUGGACCGGGAACAGUAUCUGCUGAUAUACUCCGGCGCGAUGUUGGUAAUGUUGUGCCUAUCGCUGAACCGGUCAUUCUCGUUCUUCUAUCUGUGCCUGAGGGCCUCGAUCCGGCUGCAUGACCGGCUAUUCCGCGGAAUCACCCGGGCCACGAUGUACUUCUUCAACACCAACCCGUCCGGGCGGAUCCUGAAUCGAUUUUCGCGCGAUAUCGGCUGCAUCGACGUCUUCCUCCCGGCGGCCAUGAUGGAUUGCGUUCUGUUCAUUGUGGAGUUUACUGCCAUCAUCUGCCUGGUGGCCAUCGUAAACCGCUGGCUGCUUCUUCCGACGGCCAUCAUGGGAGUGCUGUUCUACGGAUUGCGUCAUGUCUACACCAACACGGCCCGCAGUAUCAAACGGGUGGAAGCGCUCACACGCAGCCCGAUUUUUUCCCACGCCAACGCGUCCUUCCAGGGGCUUACCACGAUCCGGGCCUUCGGGGCCGACAAGAUACUGGCGUGCGAGUUCGACAAGCACCAGGACCUCAACACCUCCGCCUGGUAUCUGUUCCUGGCCACGACCCGGGCCUUCGCCCUCUGGCUGGAGCUGGUGUGCGUACUCUACAUCGCAGCCGUCACGUUCAGCUUCCUGCUGAUGGAAAAUACCAUGAGCGGCAACGUGGGGCUCGCCAUUACCCAGGUUUUUAACCUGAUCUUCAUGUGCCAAUGGGGAAUGCGUCAGACGGCCGAGCUGGAAAACCAGAUGACUUCGGUCGAACGAGUCGUGGAGUAUGCGGAACAAAUUGAGCCGGAACCACCGUUGGAAACGGUUGACUCGAAGAAAAAACCUGCCCCGGAAUGGCCCACCCGAGGUUCAAUCAAUUUCGAUUGUUUUUCGCUGCGUUACUCGGCCGGUGGAGAACCGGUGCUGAAGGAUUUGAAUGUGGCCAUCCAGGCGGGAGAAAAGAUUGGAAUUGUGGGCAGAACCGGAGCCGGAAAGUCCUCCAUCAUUCAGGCACUGUUCCGACUAGCGGUGAACGAAGGAAUCAUCAAGGUGGACGGUGUGGAUAUAGGUGGACUGGGCUUGCACGACUUGCGUAAGAAAAUUUCCAUCAUUCCUCAGGAUCCGAUUCUAUUUUCCGGGAAGGUGCGGGAGAAUUUGGAUCCUUUCGAGCAGCACUCGGACGAGGAGAUGUGGCGUGCUCUGGAGCUGGUAGAGUUGCGUGGCGCCGUUCAACGUAUGGAAGGUGGCUUAGACGGCAAAAUGGCCGACGGAGGAUCUAACUUUAGCAUGGGACAGCGUCAGUUGGUAUGCCUGGCCAGGGCCAUCCUUCGGAACAAUAGGAUCCUGAUACUAGACGAAGCUACUGCCAACGUUGAUCCGGAAACGGACAAACUGAUUCAAACCACCAUCCGGAAUCAAUUCGGACACUGUACGGUCCUUACGAUAGCGCACCGUCUCCAUACGGUCAUGGACAGCGAUCGGGUCCUGGUGAUGGACGCAGGACGGGUCGUGGAAUUCGAGCAUCCCUACAAACUACUGCAACUGCCGGAAGGAUUCCUCCGAAAGUUGGUCGAUCUAACGGGCGAAGCAACGGCAGCCCAGCUGGCCAACGUUGCCGAAGAUAAUUUCAACAGACAGACUCAACAAAUCUCGAAUGGCAGCUGAUCUUACUGAGGGUUUCACACAUUGGGUACAAAUUCUAAAUUUAUUAUAAAUUUCUUUAAGCUAAAAUAAU